Molecule: messenger RNA, 2280 nt
Organism: Neltuma alba
Lineage: Eukaryota; Viridiplantae; Streptophyta; Magnoliopsida; Fabales; Fabaceae
Product: disease resistance protein At4g27190-like
Exons: 2
Coding region: 1-2280 (759 amino acids)
Molecular function (GO): ADP binding
Source: RefSeq, a predicted model, not a curated record
AUGGUAUUUAGUCGAGCAAAUGUAUUAGACAUACGACACCUUCCUCCACAAGAUUACAUUCAUUUUGAGAGCAAAGAGUUAAAGUUCCAAGAUCUUUUGAAAGCAUUGCAGGAUGAGAAUAGCAAUAUGAUUGGAUUACAAGGGAUCGGUGGAGCAGGCAAAACUUCAAUGGCAAAAGAAGUGGGUUAUAAAUUAAAAGAAUCUAAAUCAAUUCACAAGUUCAUAUUUCUUGUUGUCUCCAAGCCUCCUGAUUUCAAAAAGAUUCGUGGUGAACUUGUAAAAGGUUUAGGUUUGAGUUUAGAGGAAGUGAAGGAAGAAGAACUCUCAAGUAUAAUAUUUUCCAGAAUCAUAAACAACAACGAAAAGUUACUUAUAAUACUAGAUGAUGUAUGGGAAAAGUUUGAUUUGAUAGAAAAUUUGGGGAUCCCAUCUCGCCACAAGGGCUGUAAUUUAUUGAUAACCACACGUAGUUCACGUGUUUGUAAGGAAAUGGGAUGCCGAAUGAUUGAACUACACAUGUUAAACAACAAAGAGGCAUUGAAACUUUUUGAUGCACAUGCCAAAUUAAAUAAUUCCCCUCGUGGUUUGAAGGGUAUGCCAGAAAAAAUUGUGGAGCAUUGUGGAGGAAUACCAGUUGCAAUUGUAGCAAUAGCUAGAGUACUAAAAAGUCAACCUACACCAGUUUGGAAGGAUGCUUUGAAAACCUUGGAAGAUCAUGUUGUUGAUCAGGAUUUGAAUGAUGCUUAUAAAUGCUUGAAGUUAAGCUACGAUAACUUGAAAAAUGAAAAGGCCAAAGAGCUCUUUCUUAUAUCUUCUUUGUUCCCAGAAGAUUACCAAGUUCCUAUACAAGUUUUAACCAAAAUUGGUACAGGGUUGGGUUCUUUUGGGGAAAAUGACAUACACCAUUUAGCAAGAAGUGAAGUGGAUGGAGCUAUAAUGGAACUCAUAGAUUCCUCUUUAUUGUUGCAUGGGGAAUAUGAAUAUGUAAAGAUGCAUGAUUUGGUUCGUGAUGUAGCUUUGAAGAUUGGAGCCAAAGACAUCCAAUCUCUCAUAGAUUCGAAAAUGCGUAUAAAAGAGAAUUUGAGAUAUUUUCUGAUUUGGAAUAAUGAUGAUUUUCCUACUAACUUUGACGGAAGUAAAUUGGAGGUUCUAUUAAUAAUUUUAGAUGAUUCAGAGGAGUUCAAGGUCUCGUGUGCAUUCUUUAAAGAGAUGAUGAGGCUCAAAGUUUUGGUUUUAUUUGAUAAUUAUUAUUACACAAGAACUCCAGCUCUAUCGUUGAUGAAUUCACUCCAAUCAUUGAAGGACAUUCGAACGCUCAUUCUCAAGAAUUUGGAUUUAGGUGACAUCUCUAUCUUAGGAGACUUGUUGAGUCUUGGGACUAUUUGGUUUUAUUAUUGUUCAAUCAAUGAAUUACCAAGUGAAUUUUUGAAACUAAAAAUGUUGAGAUCAUUGGAGGUAGAAAGAUGUAAAAUUGAAAAGAAUAAUCCUUUUGAAGUGAUUGAGAGAUGCUCACAGCUAGAAGAGUUAACUUUUGUUGAUAAUUGGUUUGACAAUGAAGAAAAAGAUGCAAUUUCUCAAAAUGGAUCUCCUCUUACAUUACAUAGAUAUUGUAUAUCUUCUAAGGACCUUUCAGGUUAUUUUGAGAAGUAUGGCUCCAUGUCAAGAUGCAUUCGAAUAGAUGAUCAAUUAAGUCAUUUAGUCUCAGAGGCAACAUUUAAGCAGCUUGUCAGAAGAGCUGAACUUCUCAUCUUGAAAGGAGAGGAUGCGCAAAGAAUAUGGAAAAAUCUUAUCCCUGACAUUGUUGCAACAGAUGAUCGAGGCAUGAUGAAUGAUUUGAUUGUUCUUCAUUUGAGUUCUUGUCCUUAUACGAAGUUCCCCAUAUAUACUAAAGAUCAUGAUUAUGGUGUGGCUGCUUUUCGUAAUUUGGUCGGAAUACAUCUCUCUAAAGUAGAAGUUGAAGAUUUAUGUCAUGGUUCUCUACCAUCUGGUGUUUGGGAGCAAUUAGAGAUUAUGAAGUUGAACGGGUGUCAUAGACUGCAGAGCAUAUUAUCUAAUGGCAACUACAACUUAUGUCAUCUUAAGUCCCUGCAACUGGAAGAUUGUCCAAUGUUGGUGACAGUUUUCCAACCAUCCACUGCACGAAGUCUGAUGGAGUUGGAAAAAUUAACAAUUAGGGACUGUAGUGCAUUGGAAUGCAUCAUACAAGUUAAGAAUAAUAUUGCCAAUUCUAUUCGCUGGAGGUCUUGCAUCUUUGGAAAUGUUGAGUAUAUAUUGGUGUGA